AUGCAGACUCCGGCCGUCGGUCCCGACCAGGGCAUUUUCUCCUUGAAUCCCAUCCGCGGUCAGGGCACAUUCCAGGAGGGCCGUCUGAACUUUCCUAGAGAUAAUUUCGGAAACUUGUUCAUGAUCCCAGCUUCCUGUGUCUCUCCUUGUAUCAAUCUCCUGUUGUUCCCACGGGAGUUCGCCGGCAUUGCGAGCGGUAGAAGUAUUCGUCGUGGUAAACGCCCCUCACGGUACCACAUAGCGGCGGUCACUCACGAUGCUCUGGGAAAUAAACAUGCUGGGCCAACCAACUUAGCGGAGACGCGCAAAAGCAGGCCUGGUGCAUGCGAGAUGGGAGAUACACGGGCAAUCCCUCGCUCCGCUGCCCGCCCUCCACUUGGUACCCACCUCUAUAGCUUGGUGCGCACUGCACCAGAUUGUUGCGCAAUACAAGUACAGACAGACCAGGACCAAGCAAAGCACUUGCACUCAGGCUCUCGAUGGGGUCAUUCGAAUGCAUAUGCAGAGCAGCUGCACAAGUUGCCCUUGGCUUUGCACUGCUACACACUUAGCGACAUGCGCCGGAGUUCUAACGUUUACCUUGAAUUAUCUUCCUCCCUUGCCUGUCUAAAAAGGUCCCCCGUCUGGUCAGCAGCCGAGGACUGA
Truncatella angustata is the source of this 645-nucleotide messenger RNA. RefSeq lists its product as uncharacterized. NCBI's taxonomy places the organism in Eukaryota, Fungi, Ascomycota, Sordariomycetes, Amphisphaeriales, Sporocadaceae. The transcript has 4 exons. The coding region runs from base 1 to 645 and encodes 214 amino acids. The record is from RefSeq and is a predicted model, not a curated record.